UUCUCCUCUCUCUUUCAAUCCUCUGUGGCGCCGCUUGGUGUAGGCCAAGCGUCGGCGUCGCAAAAAUAAUGGACAAUCAUAAUACAUCCAUUGUGCCUUAUCAUGACCCUUUUGAUGAUGAUGAUGAUGAUGAUGAUGAUGAUUCUUUUGUUAAUAUUUCACUCUUUGAUGAAAAUCCAACCAUUGACGGCGGUGACCACCCACCACCUUUAGAUGAAAAUCCAACAAAUUUGAAUUCUGAUUUUGGUGUCUCCGACUAUGAUCCAAUUUUGCUUGACAUUUCAUACGAAUGUAGUAAUCAUUUGGUUGGGAAUAGUACCAAUGCAGAGGGUGAUGUUCUGGGGAAUAAUAAUAAUAAUAAUUUGCAUAAUUGCCAAAUUCUAAGAGAAAUAACUCAUGCCGAUGGCUUGUUGAUAUCUAAGCUUGGAAUUUUCGGAACAAUAGGAAGGAUCAGUCAUGCAAGUCUUGAGAAAUACACAAUGGAUUUUUCUGAUCAAAGCCAUGUCUCAUCCCAAACAUAUGAUUUUAGCAAUGAUAGUAUAAGCAGUGUGAAGCAAUUUUUAGUUCAAUAUUUCGAGGCUUGUAAGGGUGAUGGUUAUAUGGUGCUCGAAGAUCCACUCUGUGAAUUCUAUCAAGCUUUAGGUGUUGGAUUUGACGGUAGUGACUGUAUUGACAUUGAUGGUCUACUUCAGUUAUCUCCAACAACUUCGCAUGAUAUCCAAAUGGAACAGCAAGAAAUGGCAAACGAAAAAAACGAGGGCACUAGCAGUGACAUGAGACACGAAAAGAUCCCCCUUUCAGCACAGAGGGAAAGAACUGCAAAGUUGAAAUUGAAAGACUUUGCAGGAUAUCUCCAUCUUCCCAUUGAGACAGCAGCUAAGAAAUUGAAAAUAUGUCCUACUGUGAUGAAAAAAAUUUGCCGAAGGGAUGGCUUACCAAGAUGGCCCUAUAGAAAGAUUAAAAGCAUUAAGAGGAAGAUAUCGGAGCGAGGAAAGAGUUUAAGCUCUACUGAUGUUAAAGAAAGGGAGAGUGCAAAGAUCGACAUCAGGAAGCUGGAAAAGGAACUUGCUAACAUUUUAAAAAGAAUUCAAUGACAUCACAUAGGUUUCUUAUAAGUUAAUAGUAAUUCUCAACCAUUUUUUGUCUCUACAGACUUCGCUUAUUACUUGUAUUUUUUAUUUCUAUUGUAUUUAUAGUUGAAGGCAGAUUUAAAUGUACAAAAUGAGUUAUAUUGUGUAUAUACAGAAUUUAGGAGUUUGAAACUUUCAUAUUUCUUUCUGUAAUAAAGUUUGUUAUGUA
Molecule: messenger RNA, 1299 nt
Organism: Solanum dulcamara
Lineage: Eukaryota; Viridiplantae; Streptophyta; Magnoliopsida; Solanales; Solanaceae
Exons: 6
Coding region: 69-1094 (341 amino acids)
Molecular function (GO): DNA-binding transcription factor activity
Source: RefSeq, a predicted model, not a curated record